AUGUCCACAGAAAAUAACAGCAGAGUGUCUGAAUUUAUCUUCUUGGGAUUUCCAGAUCAGCCAGAAUUGAAGAUUCCCAUUUUCAUAUUUUUCCUACUGAUUUAUCUUAUCACUGUGGCGGGCAACCUAGGAGUGAUUUUACUGAUCUGGAUAGACCCUCAGCUUCAUACCCCCAUGUACUUUUUCCUCAGUAAUUUGGCUUUCCUAGAUGUAUGCUAUUCUUCCAACAUCACCCCAAAAACUUUAGAAAAUUUCUUGUUGCAGAGAAAAACCAUUUCCUUUGUGGGAUGCUUUGUCCAAAUGUAUUCUUUUGUCGCUUUUGCAAGUGCAGAGUGCAUCCUUUUUGGGCUGAUGGCCAUUGAUCGCUAUGUGGCCAUUAACACGCCUUUGCUGUACUCAUCUAUUAUGUCUCACUCCCUGUGUGUCAAGAUGGUAAGUGGAGCAUUCACAGCUGGCUUCCUGAACUCAACAAUAAAUACUAUUUUGUUAGCUUCAUUGUCUUUCUGUGAGUCCAAUGAAAUUAACCAUUUCUUCUGUGAGAUCCCUUCACUCCUCAAGCUUUCAUGUUCAGACACCUCUGCAGCUGAAAAAUUAGCUUUCAGUUGUGCUGGAAUUGUUCUCUUGGCUCCCCUCCUGAUUAUACUAAGCUCUUACCUCUACAUCUUUUCCACAGUGCUGAAGAGCAAUGUGGUUACUGGACAACGAAAAGCUUUCUCUACAUGUAUUUCCCACCUGAUUGCUGUGACCAUAUUUUACGGAACUGGCCUGUUUGUCUAUUUGCAGUCCAGUUCAAACUAUUCAGAUGGUCAGCAUAAAAUUAUGUCUGUACUGUACGCAUUUGCCAUUCCAAUGCUCAACCCUUUUAUCUACAGCUUAAGAAACAAGGAGGUGAAGGACGCACUGAAGAGAGUAACAGAUAAGAUCAAGAUUUCACAUUGA
Messenger RNA from Varanus komodoensis (Komodo dragon), 939 nucleotides. RefSeq names its product olfactory receptor 5F1-like. Gene Ontology annotation, cellular component: membrane. Lineage: Eukaryota; Metazoa; Chordata; Lepidosauria; Squamata; Varanidae. Gene Ontology annotation, molecular function: odorant binding; G protein-coupled receptor activity; olfactory receptor activity. The coding region runs from base 1 to 939 and encodes 312 amino acids. The record is from RefSeq and is a predicted model, not a curated record. Gene Ontology annotation, biological process: G protein-coupled receptor signaling pathway; sensory perception of smell. The transcript has a single exon.